UAUUGCGUGUUUUUUCAUAAAAGUUAAUCCUAAGAAAGUAAUUUAAUUUUCAAUAAUUUCAAGAUUACAAUCAGGUUAACAAGAAAUAAAAUCUCACAGAGAAAGAACGCCAAACGCGCAAAUGAAAAAUACGUCACUCGUGUACCGCUGGCAGUAAGAAAAGUUUUUGUUUUUUUCUGAUUGUGAAUGUGACGAAAUUCCAAUAAAAUUAAAUGCCCGACAUCAAAAUAACGCCUCUUGGCGCCGGUCAGGAUGUUGGCCGUAGCUGUAUCCUUCUCUCAAUGGGAGGGAAGAAUAUAAUGCUGGACUGCGGGAUGCACAUGGGCUACAACGAUGAGCGACGUUUCCCGGAUUUUUCCUACAUUGUGCCCGAGGGUCCCAUCACGAGUCACAUUGAUUGCGUUAUCAUUUCCCAUUUCCAUCUCGAUCACUGCGGCGCUCUGCCCUACAUGUCCGAGAUUGUUGGGUACACGGGUCCCAUCUACAUGACUCACCCCACGAAGGCGAUUGCCCCCAUUUUGCUGGAGGACAUGCGUAAAGUAGCCGUGGAGCGCAAGGGGGAGAGCAACUUCUUCACCACACAGAUGAUUAAGGAUUGCAUGAAGAAGGUCAUAGCAGUGACACUGCAUCAGAGCGUCAUGGUGGACUCAGAACUGGAGAUUAAGGCCUACUACGCGGGUCACGUUCUGGGAGCUGCAAUGUUCUGGAUCCGUGUGGGGAGCCAGAGCGUCGUCUACACGGGUGACUACAAUAUGACACCCGAUCGGCAUCUAGGUGCUGCAUGGAUAGACAAAUGCAGACCGGAUUUGCUCAUUUCCGAAAGCACCUACGCCACAACAAUUCGCGACUCAAAACGCUGUCGUGAGCGUGAUUUCCUGAAGAAGGUGCACGAAUGCGUUGCACGCGGGGGUAAGGUACUCAUUCCUGUAUUUGCUCUGGGACGUGCCCAAGAGCUGUGCAUCCUCCUGGAAACAUAUUGGGAACGAAUGAACCUCAAAUAUCCCAUCUACUUUGCCGUGGGGCUCACUGAGAAGGCCAAUAACUACUACAAGAUGUUCAUUACGUGGACAAAUCAGAAGAUUCGAAAGACCUUUGUACACAGAAAUAUGUUUGAUUUUAAACACAUUAAACCCUUCGAUAAGGGCUACAUUGACAAUCCGGGAGCAAUGGUGGUGUUUGCCACCCCUGGAAUGCUGCAUGCUGGUCUCUCUCUGCAGAUCUUCAAGAAAUGGGCCCCACAUGAGAACAAUAUGGUCAUUAUGCCAGGCUACUGUGUCCAAGGAACGGUUGGUCAUAAGAUUCUUGGCGGAGCUAAGAAGGUCGAGUUUGAAAAUCGCCAGGUUGUGGAUGUGAAGAUGUCCGUGGAAUACAUGAGUUUCUCAGCACAUGCCGAUGCUAAGGGAAUCAUGCAGCUGAUCCAGUACUGUGAGCCAAAGAAUGUACUCCUUGUACAUGGAGAAGCGCUCAAGAUGGAAUUCCUCAAGGAGAAGAUCAAAGAAGAGUUCAGCAUCGAAUGCUACACACCCGCCAAUGGGGAGACGUGUGUAAUUAAUACCCCUGUAAAGAUCCCCGUGGACGCCUCCCUCAACCUCCUGAAGGCCGAAGCAAAGAAGUACAAUGCCCAACCACCGGAUCCCAAACGACGACGCAUAAUUCAUGGUGUUCUCGUAAUGAAGGACAACAAGAUAAGCCUGAUGAAUGUCGAAGAGGUGUGCAAAGAGGCUGGUAUUCAUCGUCACGUGAUGAAAUUUACGUCCACCGUGAAGCUGGAGGAUACGGAUCCUGCUGUAAAGACCACAGAGAAGCUGUACAAUCUGCUGCAGGAUAAACUGACGGAUUGGAAUGUUGUGCUUCAAGACAGCGGAACAAUCUCAGUUGAGAGUGUUGAUUUAACCAUCGAGGAUCUCAAUGAUAAGCACAAGAAAGUCUUUGUCUCCUGGACCAAUCAAGAUGAAGAUCUUGGAAGCUACAUUUUGGGAUUACUGCAGAAUAUGGGGUGAUAAAAAUUUGUUUCAAUAAUGUUUAAUAAAAAUGAUUUUGAAUAUUUUA
Lutzomyia longipalpis is the source of this 2049-nucleotide messenger RNA. It is a transcript of the gene IntS11, whose product is annotated as integrator complex subunit 11. NCBI's taxonomy places the organism in Eukaryota, Metazoa, Arthropoda, Insecta, Diptera, Psychodidae. Gene Ontology annotation, biological process: snRNA processing. The record is from RefSeq and is a predicted model, not a curated record. Gene Ontology annotation, cellular component: nucleus. The transcript has 2 exons. The coding region runs from base 213 to 2000 and encodes 595 amino acids.